Messenger RNA from Telopea speciosissima, 2290 nucleotides. Its product is annotated as nicastrin. Gene Ontology annotation, cellular component: membrane. Gene Ontology annotation, biological process: protein processing. The transcript has 16 exons. NCBI's taxonomy places the organism in Eukaryota, Viridiplantae, Streptophyta, Magnoliopsida, Proteales, Proteaceae. The record is from RefSeq and is a predicted model, not a curated record. The coding region runs from base 102 to 2096 and encodes 664 amino acids.
GUUCUUUUCAAAAAGGCGAGAGGGAGAGGGAGAGGAAAGGCUGUGACAGGACCAUGGUAUAGCUGUCCAAGCUUCUCCUUUGAUUUUAUCUUAUCGUCGCCAUGGCCGCCAAGCUUGUUUAUGUUCUCUUGUGCUUUAUUGCACAACUUCACCUCUCUCUCGCGGGAGAAGGCAACUCUUUAGAGUCCGUUCCAGAUCUUGAGUCGUCAAUGUAUUUAAGUAUAGAUGGAUAUCCUUGUGUGCGAUUGCUGAACCUUUCUGGUGAAAUUGGUUGUGCAAAUCCUGGACGUGGAAAGGUUGUUGCUCCAAUCAUAAGAUUCAAGAAUGAGACUGUGUUGGCUGAUUCAUCUGCCAUUUUGGUGUCUAUAGAUGACAUGCAAAAUUUCUUUACCAGGGUGUCAAAUGAUAUAAAUUUUGCUGAGAAAGUAGGUGGUGUUCUAGUUGAAUCGGGGGCUGUAAUCCAAGGAUUCUCACCUGUUGAAAAUUUUCCUCAAGCCAAGUUUGCUCCGUACACGAGCCUCAAUUAUGAAUGGAAUCCUGUUGGAUCUGGAAUUAUGUUGAAGCGCUAUGAUUUUCCUGUGUUCUUGCUGUCACAGGAUUCCACACCUGUCCUGGAAGAGAUGGCCAUUAAAAAUCAGAAGAAUGAGAAAGCAUAUGCUGUAAAUGUGGCCGAGUUUGAUCUGGUGAUGCAGACAACAAAGGUUGGAACUCACAACUCAGAAUCUUGUCUGAAAGAACAGUCUUGUCUGCCUUUGGGUGGGUACAGUGUGUGGUCUUCACUUCCACCAAUUAAUAUUUCAACCUCAAAGCAACCAAAGCCCAUCUUAUUGACAGUAGCAUCUAUGGAUUCUGCAUCAUUUUUCCGUGACAAAAGUUUUGGUGCAGAUUCACCUCUAUCAGGAAUGAUUGCAUUGCUUGCUGCAGUUGAUGCGCUUUCCCGUAUUGAUGGAAUAAAUGCGCUUAGCAAGCAGCUUGUUUUUAUGGUUUUCACUGGAGAAGCCUGGGGUUAUCUUGGUAGCAGGAGAUUUUUAGCUGAACUUGAAAUGCACACAGAUGCCGUUAAUGGCCUUAACGACACAUUGAUCGAGCUGGUCUUGGAAAUUGGAUCUGUGGGCAAAGGCUUCAGUGAAGAAGUUAAUUCCUUUUUCACUCAUACAGCUGGGGAUUCAUCCAUGUUAAACGAAACAUUGAAUGCCUUCCAACUGGCUCGCGGUUCACUUGCUUCCAAGAGCAUUACUAUCUCGACAGCAAAUAGUUCAAAUCCUGGGAUACCUCCAUCAUCAUUGAUGGCAUUUUUGAGAAAGAACUUGUCAGCAGCUGGGGUUGUCCUGGAAGACUUUGACACUGCUUUCAUCAACAAAUUCUACCACAGCCACCUUGAUGAUCUUUCAAAUAUCAACUCCUCUGCAAUAGUAGCAGCUGCUUCUGUUGUUGCUCGUACUCUUUACAUUCUUGCAAGUGAUGACAAAGAUUUAGCCACUUCAGUUCUUAGUUCUAUAAAUGUGAACUCCUCCUUGAUUGAGGAAUUGCUGGGGUGCCUGUUGACCUGUGAACCAGGGUUGUCAUGUGGACUGGUUAAUGAUUAUAUUACCCCUACCAGUACCUGCCCGAACUACUAUGUUGGUGUGCUCCUGGGCGAGCCUUCCUCCAUGCCCUAUCGUGAAUAUGCUGGUGACAUAUCUCGCUUCCUGUGGAAUUUUCUAGCUGAAAGAACCUCUACUCCACUUGAGAAUACAAGUUCCACUUGCUCGUCAGAUUGCAACAAUGUGGGUGAAGUGUGUAUAAAAGCAGAAACAGCUGGAAUGGGUGUUUGUGUUAUCUCUACUACCAGAUAUGUCCCAGCAUACUCAACUCGGUUGAAGUUUGACUCUGGAAUGUGGAAGCUUCUGCCCCUGAACUCUUCUGAUGACAUGGAGAUGGUGGAUCCCGUAUGGACAGAGAGCUUUUGGAAUGUGAUUGGACUCCGUGUUUAUGCAGUCCAGAGUGCAACUUAUGAUGGCAUUGUGCUUCUUGCUGGGAUUGCUGUAACGGUUUUUGCUUACAUUGCAAUAGUUGCCACCAGAGCUUAUAUAACUAAAGCACUUAAGCAGGAGUGAAGGUAAAGUUUUAUGAGAGAAAUAUUGGAACUUAAAAGAGUUUCACAGGAGAAAUUCUUCGUACAGUACCAGAGGUCCAGGCUCAUAUGUCAGACUGAAGUUUGAAAAAUUUUGUAACAUUGUGGCCCCAUUUACCACUAACAAAAAAUGUAUUCUUAUAAUCUUACAAUUACAACUUGUUUGGUUGUUUCUUU